UUCGAGCGAACUAAACGUGGUCGAAAACGGCCUGUUAAAAUUUAAAUUGAGUGUAUGCCUCUAUUUCAAUCGUUUUUGCUGUUCUACUAUACGGUUUGCGAACCUUUGUUUGACAUUAAAUUAUCCGACCUGUACAUUUUAGAGGACCAUUCCGCUCGCUAAGAAAGAUGUCCGGACUAGAUGGCAACAGUGUGUUCAUGGGAGAAGCUCCCGAUAUGAUGGACGAUGGAGAUCCUAAUAGUCUGCUGCGAGCUGUUCAAAGGUUCAAAGAAUUUCUUUGCACAUUCCACGAGGGAAACUUCGUCUACAAAUACAGGGAUGAGCUUCGGCGACGGUACAUUUUGGGACAGUACUAUCUGGAUGUUGAUAUGAGCCACCUGUUCCAGUAUGACGAAGGCCUUUCCGAAAAACUGACAAAAUUCCCUGCCGAUUAUCUGCCUAAGUUCGAAGAAGCAGCGAAAGAUGUAGCGGAUGAAAUCACCCGCCCACGACCAGCUGGAGAAGAACAGAUGGAAGAAAUUCAGAUCAUGCUCUACAGUUCUGCCAAGCCGAUCAAACUGCGUGACGUUAAGAGCUCCUAUAUAACCCAGUUCGUUAAAGUGCAUGGUAUCAUUAUAUCGGCUUCCGGAAUUCGAGUUAGACCAACAUCGGUUACGCUUGAGUGCACUGGCUGUGGAUACCAAAAAAAGGAUCUGAAGCUAAAACCAGGCUUUGAAGGCAUCGCGAUGCCCCGGAGCUGCGAUAACCCCAAUAUCCGCAUGGGACAAAAGUGUCCUAUGGAUCCUUUUGUUAUUCUUCCAGAGAGCUGUUUAAGUCUAGAUUUCCAGACAUUGAAACUGCAAGAAGCGCCUGAUGAUGUUCCUGUUGGCGAGUUGCCCCGGCACAUCCAGUUAUACUGCGAUCGGAACCUUAUCGAUCAAGCCGUCCCUGGGAAUCGCGUAACCGUACAUGGAGUCUACUCAGUUCGCAGUGUUGGCAGUAAACAAAAGGAUAAAAGCGGGGCUGGAAUUCGCAUUCCGUAUCUGCGUGUGAUCGCCAUGGAGGUGGAUCGGGAGGGUAGUGGCCGAGCAGGGACUCUCGUUGGGCACAUGUUCACAGAAGAGGAAGAGGAAAGCUUUCGCCGGCUUUCUGCCGAUCCGAAUGUGUAUGAAAAGAUAGCCAAAAGUAUUGCUCCAUCCAUUUUUGGCUACAGCGACAUUAAGAAAGCCAUUGCGUGUUUGCUCUUUGGAGGCAGUCGGAAGCGGUUACCGGACGGGUUAGCUCGCCGGGGGGAUAUCAAUAUUUUGCUCUUGGGUGACCCUGGAACAGCUAAAAGCCAGUUGCUCAAGUUUGUGGAACGUGUGGCUCCGAUUGGAGUGUAUACUUCCGGCAAAGGCAGCAGUGCCGCAGGGUUAACUGCUGCAGUUGUCCAGGAUCCAGUUUCGCGGAAUUUUGCGAUUGAGGGUGGCGCGAUGGUGUUGGCGGACGGUGGCGUUGUGUGUAUUGAUGAGUUCGAUAAAAUGCGCGAGGAUGAUCGCGUGGCCAUCCAUGAAGCCAUGGAACAGCAAACCAUCUCAAUUGCCAAAGCGGGAAUAACCACCACGCUAAACUCUCGUUGCUCGGUUUUGGCAGCGGCUAACAGCGUUUUUGGCCGAUGGGACGACACGCGCGGGGACAUGAACAUGGAGUUUAUGCCCACUAUCCUGUCCCGCUUCGAUAUGAUUUUCAUUGUUAAAGAUAUUCACGAUAUGGCCAGGGACCGCAUUUUGGCAAAGCAUGUCAUUGGCGUCCACAUGAACGCCGAACUUAUCAGUGAGGAACAAGAGGGAGAGCUGACGCUUAAUUUUUUGCGAAAGUAUAUCCUGUAUUGUCGCGAUAAAUGUGGUCCGAGAUUAUCUGAUGCUGCGGCUGAGAAACUUAAACAUCGCUAUGUGCUUAUGCGCAGCGGUAUCCGUGAACAGGAGGGAGACAAACCACCGGCAAUUCCCAUCACAAUUCGCCAACUGGAGGCGGUUGUAAGAAUUUCGGAAGCUUUGGCAAAGAUGCAGCUGAUACCUUUUGCCGGUAUUCAGCACGUCGAUGAAGCUCUACGACUGUUCCAAGUAUCUACGCUGGAUGCAGCUGCCUCGGGAUCGUUGUCAGGAGCCGACGAGUUUACCACUCAUGAUGAACAGCAGUUACUAUCCCGUAUCGAAGCUCAGAUCAAAAGACGUUUCGCCAUCGGCUCCCAGGUCUCCGUUCAUAAUAUUAUGCAGGAAUUUUCUCGACAGAAAUAUCCGGAUAAUGCCAUUUCCAAAGUUAUUAGCGCUUUGGUUAGGAGGGGCGAAGUACAGCAUCGGAUGCAGCGAAAAAUGCUGUAUCGCGUAAAAUAGCAACCGAUGUCUUUUUACAUAUCGUCAAAAUAUUGUUUUUUUAAUUUUUUAUACAAGCUGGUGUUUUCAUCGUUGAAUGCUUUUCAUUGACCAUCAUGCAAUGUUGCGUUUACUGUUUUGCAUUUUUUUUACAUUUGGAUAUACGUCUUUGAUGGCAUGGUGGGUUUAUUAGUAUGCACGACACGAGUUUGGCUAUGUAAAGGCAGA
Paramacrobiotus metropolitanus is the source of this 2558-nucleotide messenger RNA. Its product is annotated as DNA replication licensing factor mcm5-like. The transcript has 12 exons. The record is from RefSeq and is a predicted model, not a curated record. Bases 168 to 2351 code for a protein of 727 amino acids. Gene Ontology annotation, cellular component: nucleus; MCM complex. Gene Ontology annotation, biological process: double-strand break repair via break-induced replication; DNA replication; DNA replication initiation. Gene Ontology annotation, molecular function: single-stranded DNA binding; single-stranded DNA helicase activity; 3'-5' DNA helicase activity. Lineage: Eukaryota; Metazoa; Tardigrada; Eutardigrada; Parachela; Macrobiotidae.